GGAAGACUACAGCUUGAUCUCGACUUCUUUCCCCCAACGAUGUCACGCGCCGGUUCUAUACCUCCUCCGUCACCAACAAGCUCGACGCAGCCUGCAACACCUCAGUCUGGCAUACCACUGACUUCUUUACCUUCGUCUCCGCCAGGAACGAACGUUUUAGCACAGCCUAUCCCCUUGUCGAGUUCAUCAUCAACUGCCUCAGGUCCGUCUGCAUCGUUGAGCCAACCAAAUGCAUCUUCGCCAGCCACAACUACGUCCACGACGAGCUCACCAACAUCGAAUGCCAACCUCGGGCGUCCUCCAGCAUCUGCAAAUCAAAUUAACUCGCCUCCCCAAGCCGUGUCUGCAAGUACACCUGCCACUAAUGCACCGGCUGUGCCUAGCCCGUCUGGCAUCACUUCAAGUUCGGGGACUCGAACAUCUUUCAAAAAACGCUUUGGACGUUUCUACAACAACCGAAAGGAACCGAAAGAAUGGAUAUCUUUCUGGCUAUUGCCACACAGUCUGCUUGCCUUCCUGCUCUUCGCGUUAGGCCUGAUAGCAGGUAUUGUCACCAUCAAGGUGGUCUCACACAAGAGAAAAGGGCUUGCAGACGUCUCCGCCGGGGCGCAAAAAGUCUUGAGUUACCAAGUAGGCGAGAGUUUGUGGUGGACUUUCUUCCCUGUCUUGAUCUUCCAGAUCUUCGGACUAUGGUUCACAGCGAUCGUCGGAGCACUGGGUGACCGACAACCCUUCGUGGCUCUGCGAAGGGACAAUGGCUCAAACACUAAAACUACAGUCCUCCUCGACUACAAGCGCACUUUAUCGCUGAUGAGACCUUUCGUUGCCAUUGGGAACGGCCACUGGACGCUAUCUGUGAGCUUCUCAGCUGCGCUCUUGGUUGCUCUAUUUCUGAGCUCGCUGGCUUCGCACCUGUUCAUUGCUGUCGCCGUUCCCAUCGUCACAACCAAGCAUACUCCAGUCACGUCAAGUUUCAACCCUUCGAACUUUGGCUAUUUGACCGACCUGACACCCGUAAUUGACGUGGUUUCGAGCACGCUCGUAUACGGUGGCUUAAUGCCUGGUUGGACCACCUUCAACCAAAGCUUUCAGAGCUUUGCACGUCCGGACAUGCAAUUGGAUUCAAGCACAUUGGCUACCUACGAAGCAGAUACAACGGCUUAUUCAGCUCAGCUGAAUUGUAGAGCCCUGGGUCUCAAUGACUACACUCUGAAAGUGAAUGUCGAGGAAGACACCUGGACAUUUGGCGCACAAGACAAUGGUUGCGAUUUCUCACCAGACCUCGUCACAGCGACUGCUGGGUUUAAGUACUAUUUACAAACGUUCUCCAAUGUCUCUUGUUCUCCUGAAGUAGGGAACAGCCGUCUCUUCGUCCUUGCUGCAUAUACACCGGAUCCGAGCAACAUCAAGCCCACGAAGACCACGGUCCUAGCGUGCCGAACAUCCUAUUAUAAGGACGAGGGCACCCUGAAUGUCACAUACUCACAAAGCAGCUCCUCUCCCAGCAUUGGCGGCUUCCUCGUCCGAGAACGAAAAGCCCUUGUCAACCCAUUGCCCGUCUACUACCAGAACUUUGAGCAACAGAUCCAUCAGCCGAGUAUCGUUGAUGACACCGCCACCUAUUCCGCCACAGACCUGGGGCGCGUUGUGCUCGCCCACGCCACGAAAUAUGCGCCGAGGUCGGAAUCUCCGUUUGACAAGGAGGUCAUGAUCAACUCAACCUCAGCGGUAUUCACAGCCGCGUACGCUGUCAUGGCAAGCAGCUUCUUGUGGCAGCAUGACGCUGGAGACCUGGUGACAGGCAGCCUGACCAUCCCAACAGUGCGACUUGUUGUCGUCGACUCAAUAGCAAUCGUUCUCCUGAGCAUGCUCGGCGUCCUCGUCGUUCUUGCUGCUCUCAUAGCUAUUGACGUGAUCAACCACGAGUCAUCGCUAUAUGAGGAGCCCAUCGGCCUUUUGGGAUCAGCAAUCUUGCUGUAUGACAGCAGCGUUACAAGCUUGGCGCUUGAUCUCCGGAACGAACAGGAAGCCAGAAGGGAUGGAAUGGCGUUGAAGCACAAGAAGGCCAGAGGUGACAUGUGGUGUUUUCAUUGGAAGACACCAUGGCUUUCGUGGUCGACUGAUCUCUUGAACAAGAGAUGGAAGGUAGAAAACUGGGAACGCCCGGGGGAUUCGAGGAUUGUGGAGGUCUAACUGGUCA
Cladophialophora immunda is the source of this 2200-nucleotide messenger RNA. RefSeq lists its product as uncharacterized. The transcript has a single exon. The coding region runs from base 40 to 2193 and encodes 717 amino acids. Lineage: Eukaryota; Fungi; Ascomycota; Eurotiomycetes; Chaetothyriales; Herpotrichiellaceae. The record is from RefSeq and is a predicted model, not a curated record.